AUGGUUUUGUUUCAAGUGGAAGGUUGGGAUCUGAAAACCAAUGAAGUUUCUUACGAUAGUGCUAACACCAAGAAACAGAACAAGAAGAAGGAGAGAAAGGAAAAAGCGAAGAAAGCUCACGAGAGAAGGCUAAAAGAGACCGAAGAUGAGCAUAACAACUAUGCAGUCGAAAAGGAAGGAGAAGACGAGGUUGAACCUCAAGGGAGUCCCGAGUCCAGGAAGGUUUCGAAGAAGGCCCAAGCAGAUCGUAAGAGUUCGUCCAUCACCGAGAAACAUGACUCUACGAGCAAUAAACGUAAACGCAGCGACUCUAAUGGCUCAUCUGAGCUCGCAAAAGCAGAUUCUGAAGAAGCUGUUAUUUCGAAAAAGCCGCUGACUGCAUUGCAACAAAAGAUGAUGGCCAAAUUGAGUGGCUCGCGGUUUAGGUGGAUCAAUGAACAGUUGUACACCAUUACAUCGGAAAAUGCCCUGGAGCUAAUUAAGAAGCAGCCUGAGCUUUUUGAUGAAUACCAUGAUGGUUUCAGAUCUCAAGUUCAAGCUUGGCCUGAAAAUCCAGUGGACGUUUUCGUUGAACAGUUUCGUGCCAGAUCGCAGAAGCCUGUGAACGCCCCUGGUGGGCUGCCGGGUCUCGCUGCCGACAAAAAGAUUGUGGUUGCUGAUAUGGGAUGUGGCGAAGCACAGCUGGCCCAAGACCUCCAGAAUUUCUACGCCCAGUACAACCGCAAGCAAAAGAAGCAUUUCAAGAAAAACUGUGUAGUUCACAGUUUUGAUUUAAAGAAGGCCAACAAGCUAGUCACUGUGGCUGACAUCAGAAAUGUGCCUUUGCCAGAUGGAUCUUGCACUGUGGUGGUGUUCUGCUUGGCUCUGAUGGGAACUAACUUUUUAGACUUUAUCAAGGAGGCGUACAGGCUAUUGGCUCCUCGUGGUGAGCUAUGGAUUGCAGAAAUAAAAUCACGGUUCGCGGAUCGCCAGGGUGACGAGUUUGUCAAUGCUAUCAAGUUGCUCGGGUUUUUCCACAAGAAGACUGACGACACCAACAAGAUGUUUACCAGGUUCGAAUUCUUCAAGCCGCCUCAGGAAAUCAUCGAAGAACGGAAGGCCAAACUGGAGCGUAGGCAAAAAUUCAUCGAAGUGGAAUCUGAAAAAGAGGAAUUGGAAACAAAGAGGUCUAAAAACCCAGAAGGAAAAUGGUUAUUAAAGCCUUGCAUCUACAAAAGGAGAUAG
Lachancea dasiensis is the source of this 1224-nucleotide messenger RNA. The record is from the annotation of a GenBank genome assembly. Lineage: Eukaryota; Fungi; Ascomycota; Saccharomycetes; Saccharomycetales; Saccharomycetaceae.